GGCGGCGGCGGCGGCGGCGGCGGGAGGCGGGCGCUGAGCGCGGUCUGUGCCGCGCAGGUGACGGCCGAGGCCCGCUGCAGGCUGGUGAGCUGGCUCAUCCCGGUGCACCGCCACUUCGGCCUGUCCUUCGAGGCGCUGUGCCUGACCGUGAACACGCUGGACCGCUUCCUCAGCACCACCCCCGUGGCGGCCGACUGCUUCCAGCUGCUGGGAGUCACUGCCCUCCACAUCGCCUGCAAGCAGGUGGAAGUGCACCCGCCCAGAGUGAAGCAGCUCCUCGCCCUUUGCUGCGACUCCUUCACCCGCCAGCAGCUCUGCAACCUGGAGUGCAUCAUCCUGCACAAGCUGCACUUCAACCUGGCCGCCCCGACUAUCAACUUCUUCUUGGAGCAUUUCACCCAGGUGCGUAUGGAGGCUGGGGAAGGCCAUGCCGAGGAGGCCAGCAAUGCCAAAACCCUGGCCAGAGGUGUGGCUGAACUUAGCCUGGCAGACUAUGCUUUUAACAAGUAUGUGCCCUCCCUGCUGGCCGUUUCUACCCUAGGGCUGGCCGAUCAGAUGCUGUGCCACCAAAACCCGCUGGACCUAAAAAUAAGUGGCUACCCGCAGGGGGUUUUACAGGACUGCAUGGACAAACUGCUCUUGCUGGUGUCUCUGAACGGAGACUCUUUAUCCCACGUGCUACCCCAGGAGUUUUCCCAGAGCUGUCUGGAGCUGGGAAGCUAGCUGAAGCAAUGCCCUUGGACAAUCCCUCAGGCCAUUUGAAGCAUCGGGAGAUUUUAAAUAAUAUUUCCUGUCCAUCAAUGUUUUUAUGAACUACCAGCUUGCUGAUAAUUGUUGUACCUUCAGAAAUAACAGUAUUUCCCUUAGAUUCUUGCUUAGUUGACAAGUCAGCCUGUUGUCUGUACUGUAUUUAUUUCUGCUCUCUAGGCUUAACGUCUAUACACUUUAGAGCUUAAUCAACUAAGCAAUAGUGUCCUUUUAAAGAACUAAAAUUAACUCUUAUUUGCACAUUAUAUAUUUUUUUUGUUUCUUGCACUGACAUUAGACUUUAUAAUGAUAUCCAGUGUAAACAGUGUACAUAAUCCAAUUCCUGUACAGUUUAUUUAUAUAGAGGAUGGUUUAUAAACGUACCUCAAGGGCAGGCAUAGGAAAAAUAAAAGUACUGUAUAAAAUUUCUUAAUAAACUUCUGUCACUGAUCACUGAAGAUAGUGUGUUUUGCUUGCAGUACUUAUACAUCAUACACCUUGGAGAUUGUUACUGGAGCAUUAUUCUGGUAGUCUUGUUUCACUCUGUAGAAAAUAAUUGUGUAUACUUGUAUUAUUUUCCCUUUCAAAAUGCAUUUUUGUCAGCAUGGUCAUAUUCCACAUGUGAAAAAAAAUUAGUUCAUAUGCCACAGCAGUGUAAAAUAAACCACAUAAUAAAUGA
Gavialis gangeticus (Gharial) is the source of this 1426-nucleotide messenger RNA. RefSeq names its product cyclin O (gene CCNO). The annotation marks the transcript as partial. The record is from RefSeq and is a predicted model, not a curated record. Gene Ontology annotation, biological process: regulation of cyclin-dependent protein serine/threonine kinase activity; mitotic cell cycle phase transition. Gene Ontology annotation, molecular function: cyclin-dependent protein serine/threonine kinase regulator activity. NCBI's taxonomy places the organism in Eukaryota, Metazoa, Chordata, Crocodylia, Gavialidae. Gene Ontology annotation, cellular component: cyclin-dependent protein kinase holoenzyme complex; centrosome; nucleus. The transcript is spliced from 2 exons.